GUCUACGCCGCUCGUCCUGUAGCGGCGGUGGGGAUGCUGAGCCGGGUGAGUGGAGUCUUAGGGAGUCUCGCGGAGGGAAUCCGAGAGGAUGUGGGGGCAGCAACAUGGAAAGGGAAGGUGGGAAGCCUGCGGCUGUUGUCGCGGUUGUGACUGAGCCUCGGUUUACGCAGCGAUACAGGGAAUAUCUCGAGAAGCAGAAACUCCUGGACAGACGGCACCGUGUAGAAAAGAUGCCGGAUGGCACGGUGGCGCUGCCGGUGCUGGGAAAGACUCUCCCUGAGCAGCACCUGCACGAGCUGAGGGAUUGUGUGGCUCCAGGCAGCACCUGUAGAGUAACGCAGCUCCUGGAUCCUGUUCCCUCAAAGAAGGCCCAGGGUUGUUCACCGGCCCAAAGGCUGUGUCUUGAAGUGAGUCGCUGGGUAGAGGGCCGGGGAGUGACGUGGUCAGCUGAGUUGGAGGCCGAUUUGCCCCGGUCUUGGCAACGACAUGGCGACCUCUUGUUGCUGAGCGAGGACUGUUUCCAAGCCAAGCAAUGGAAACAUCUGGAACCAGAACUCUGGGAGACUGUUGCGUCGGCACUUGGCGUCCAUCGUGUGGCCAAACGAGGGCGGGUAUCCCCAGAUGGCGCUCGAACGCCAGCAGUGACUCUGCUGCUGGGCGACCAUGGCUGGGUAGAGCAUCUGGAUAAUGGGAUCCGAUAUAAGUUUGACGUGACCCGGUGCAUGUUCUCCUUCGGAAACAUCACUGAGAAGCUUCGAGUGGCAUCGCUGCUCUGUGCUGGAGAAGUGCUGGUGGAUCUCUAUGCAGGGAUUGGUUAUUUUACAUUGCCCUUCCUCGUCCAUGCUGGCGCUGCCUUCGUCCAUGCCUGCGAGUGGAACCCCCACGCUGUAGCUGCGCUGAGAAAGAACCUUGAUAUCAAUGGAGUGGCAGAUCGGUGCCAAAUACACUUUGGGGAUAACAGAAAACUGAAGCUCUCAAACAUUGCAGACCGGGUGAACCUGGGGCUGAUUCCCAGUUCUGAAGAAGGCUGGCCCAUUGCCUGCCAAGUGCUGCGGCGGGAUGCUGGGGGCAUUUUGCAUAUCCACCAAAAUGUGGAAUCUUACCCAGGCAAGAACCGCCAGCCUCCAGGAAGCAGUGAAAUGGAGAAGGAACAUUUGCCUUAUCCUCAGCAAAUGAUCACCAACCAUUGUACAAAUGGAGCAACCAGGGAUUCUAGGGGGAAAAGGCUAUCAGCAGCCACCAAACCAGAGUGGCAGAGGUGGGCGGAAGCUGCAGAAACUCGUCUUGCCACCCUUCUUCAGCAGGUGCACGGGACACCAUGGAAGACACAAAUCCUGCACAUCCAGCCAGUGAAAUCCUAUGCUCCCCACGUGGAUCACAUAGUGUUGGAUUUGGAAUGCCGCCCCGUCCUCUAGUUGGCUAGAGAAGGUGGAUCGUGAGACACAAGGAUCUAUAUGGCUCAAGCUCCCUUUUCAUAUUUUUUUCUCUGGUGGACAUCAGGGCCAACAUAAGGAGCUAUACGCAAUGUGAGAUCUUCUGCAGUUUUUCAAGCCUCACCUUAUUUUAUGGCUGUCUGCCAGCACCACUGUUUACCACUGGAAUGACUAAUUGCAGAGAAUCACUGUUUACCUUUGGGAUGACUAAUUUUGAGAAGCACUUCAGAGCUUUGUUUUGGUGCACUUUGAAGCCAUCCGGGCUUGUUUUCUUGAUGAAGGAAACAUAGGGAAGUGUGGCUUUAUCGGGAUUACAAUUGUAUGUCGCAUUUGGCUGACUGGGGUUGGGCUAGAGCUGCUUGCCCUUUGCUUUUAACAGCGUCAGGAAGGACAGGAUCGGUGAGCCUGUUGUGUAUAUAUGAACUGCAGAUGCAUUAGAUACAGCCCAGUCUCUGAGGAGCUUACAACCUAGCAGCAGAAAUAACACAAAAACUGAAAGACUUGGAAUACGUUAAGUACCAUGUAAGUAAUAGCAUGACCUAGAAGUGUGGAGGUGGAGAAGGAAAGUUCUGAGAAUGGGGAAGUUUUCAGAGAGGUCGUGUCCGAACUCAUUCUUAAAAACUGGGUAAUAUCUUGGGAAGUGGAGUCAGGGUGAUGCUAGUAGAAGGAGAAAAAAAAAUGCAGGUGCAAAGCUUGCUCAGAAAAUGUUUGGACAUCGUCAUUAGAUAAUUUGGAGGAGAAGAAACAGUGAGAGAUAUGUUGAAGACGGGGGUUGUUAUAAGGAUUAAAAAGAAUAGUGUCCAGUACACAGUAUGCCCCCAGGAAAUGUUAGCUAUCAUGUGAUCCCACCACAGAAGGGGGCCUGAUUGUUCCAUUCCCACCCCACAGAGCAGCCUGCCUGUUUGCCUUAAUCAUCUCCUCUUCUACAUAUGGGGUUUCUUCUCACAUGUGUGCCUGCAGCUUUUGAGCCUCAGACUAGAAAUGCGAUGCUGGGACUUGAGCCAAUAUGGGGAGGAAGGAAGGCAGGGGAGAAGCAAUGAGGAAGGUGAGUCAGGGAGCCACAUGUCCGGGGGCUGAGGAGUCACCUGUCUGCCGCAAGCUAUGGAUAGGCUCCUGAAGUCAGAUACAUUGGAAUGAAUGUGUGCGCCCUGCAAUAGACACAUCAGGCCUUGAGGGUUCAGGGAUGCCAGAAGGUUGACGUGGGUUCUGUGUUCGUAGACUUGAGGUUCAACUCAUACACCUCCUGCCUUCUCUCCCUUGUCUGUGACCUGAGGCAGCUUCUCAAGAUUCAGUUUCCCCAUCUGU
Molecule: messenger RNA, 2738 nt
Organism: Lontra canadensis (Northern American river otter)
Lineage: Eukaryota; Metazoa; Chordata; Mammalia; Carnivora; Mustelidae
Gene: TYW2
Product: tRNA methyltransferase 12 homolog
Exons: 2
Coding region: 105-1415 (436 amino acids)
Biological process (GO): tRNA methylation
Cellular component (GO): cytoplasm
Molecular function (GO): tRNA methyltransferase activity
Source: RefSeq, a predicted model, not a curated record